UUCUUCUUUGACCGUUGCGCGCGCGACAGACAACCCCAAUACCGAAGCAUUCGAGUUCGAAGAAAAGUCCAAGGCACCACGAAACUUCCAUUCGUCAGAGCCAACAUUGCCUUUAUUGAAGCAGGCAGAAAACACAAACAAACAACAAACACAAAAACUUUCCGCAAAGCCCGAAAUCAACUCAGUCUUUCACCAUGUUUGCCCUUUCAGAAGAGUCCAAGGAGCGCAUCGGCAAGCUCAUUGACGUCUCGCGCGUUGCCAUGCACUAUGGAUAUCUGCCCUUGAUCCUGUAUCUCGGCUACACCAGGAGCGAGCCUCGCCCGUCCUUGAUCAAGCUCUUCUCCCCCCUCGAGUAAACAAACAUAUGGAUCGAGCCUUUUGCGACCUGUUGCAAGUCUGAGGAGAGCUAUGUACUUCGCUGGGGUUAGCGACAGUGCGUGCGUGUACAAUGAUGUUGCCCAAAAAUGGGCUCAUGGGGCACUUUGGGAUAGGAGGAAGAUGCUACCCAAGUUCUCAACUGUCGUUUGGCGACGCUGUAUUAUAUUGUAAUGAGCAUCAUUCAUAGACCGUGCUCUACGAACUUAAUGAUCUUGGCGAUAGAACCGCUGCCGUGCG
Molecule: messenger RNA, 615 nt
Organism: Pyricularia grisea
Lineage: Eukaryota; Fungi; Ascomycota; Sordariomycetes; Magnaporthales; Pyriculariaceae
Exons: 3
Coding region: 195-356 (53 amino acids)
Biological process (GO): protein import into mitochondrial matrix; protein insertion into mitochondrial outer membrane
Cellular component (GO): mitochondrial outer membrane; mitochondrial outer membrane translocase complex
Source: RefSeq, a predicted model, not a curated record